AUGGCCUCAACCCCCGACGACGACCGCGAGCGCCUCAAAUCAGCCCUCUGGUUCGCAGUCGGCCAAAUCGUCGACGAGGAAUGCCUCCGGCGGAACCGCAACGCAACGCCCCAAUUCAUCGGCGCCCUGACAGAAAUGGUCUGGACACAAAUUGAAAACGUAGCCGUGGACCUGGAGAGCUUCGCCAACCACGCCUCCCGAACCAACAUCACCACCGAGGACGUGCUCCUUCUGGCGCGCAAGAACCCCGACCUGCAGCAAAUCAUGGGCGAGUUCAUCGAGGAGAGAAGGGGCAUUAAAGAGGCCAAGAUGGCCAGGAACAAGUCCGCGGGCCGCCGCCGAUGA
Molecule: messenger RNA, 345 nt
Organism: Metarhizium acridum CQMa 102
Lineage: Eukaryota; Fungi; Ascomycota; Sordariomycetes; Hypocreales; Clavicipitaceae
Product: MHF histone-fold complex component
Biological process (GO): replication fork processing; resolution of meiotic recombination intermediates
Cellular component (GO): FANCM-MHF complex
Molecular function (GO): chromatin binding; protein heterodimerization activity
Source: RefSeq, a predicted model, not a curated record